Paramacrobiotus metropolitanus is the source of this 2047-nucleotide messenger RNA. RefSeq names its product serine/threonine-protein kinase Chk2-like. The transcript is spliced from 12 exons. The coding region runs from base 242 to 1672 and encodes 476 amino acids. Gene Ontology annotation, molecular function: ATP binding; protein serine/threonine kinase activity; protein binding. Gene Ontology annotation, cellular component: cytoplasm; nucleus. Gene Ontology annotation, biological process: mitotic DNA damage checkpoint signaling; protein phosphorylation. The record is from RefSeq and is a predicted model, not a curated record. Lineage: Eukaryota; Metazoa; Tardigrada; Eutardigrada; Parachela; Macrobiotidae.
UCCUUUGAUAUGACGUUUACUCACUUUACUGGUUUUGUCAGUUUUUUCGUUGUCACUCUUCGUUUGGCACUGACUUCUCAGGUGACUUCUGGAUUUCCGGUUGAGUCUCGAUCUAGCAGCUUGAUUUUGCUGCAGUUAUCGAUGAUUCUUAUUUUAGGGAUAACACCCCUGGGUUAAAACACUGUACUGAGUACUUUUUCUUCGACUUGUGCCUGUUCCGUGCUGCUGCAUCCUGCAAACCAUGGCAGACGAUGAGAACACCAAUGAACCCAAAGUUCGCGGAUCACAGGCGUCUCCGACCCAGAAAGUGGAGGACGAAAUCGAAGACUAUUCGCCUGCUGAUUCCGAACAAGACGAGGAGAAUUGCCUGGGCCAGCUCGUGCCCAUUCAUCCCGCGUUCCGUCUCUUCAGUGUAACGGAGGAUACGCACACGUUCGGCCGCGAUCACGACUGCGACUACAAUCUGAACGACCUGAAUGACGGCUCCACGACGUCGCAGACGGAGCAGCAUGAGAAGAUGAAGAAGAUGUUCUCCAAGCUUCAGUUCUCCCUGGUGAAGGUGCAUGGAAAUCCACCGCUUAUUGCGCUGCGGGAUGAGAGCGCCAAUGGAACUUUUGUGGAUGGUAGAAAAAUCGGAAAAGGGAACCAGCAGAUAUUGAAAUCCGGAGACAGGAUUUCUUUGGCUUGGGCAAGAAAUGACGCUUGGUAUUUCAAAGAACGAGCCCAACACCUUCCCUUUCCGGUGCCGGAUGAUUUUGCCGCCAAGUAUCAUGUGUCGAAGCAGCUGGGUAAAGGCGCGUGUGGCACGGUGUAUCUGUGCUUUGACAAGACACAAUCGGCCAAGAAGUAUGCGGUCAAAAUCAUCAGUAAAUUGCUGGUGGCGAAGAAAAUUCCGGAAGAAACGCCACUGGAUGGUGACACAACGGAAGCGUUGGCGGAAGGAGGAGAUCUCUUUAACUGGUUUCCCAGGUUAGCGAAUGAACCAGCAGAACGGCGCUGCAAAUUCGUGAAAAAUGCCUUCGCUCAGAUGGUGUUGGCCAUCAAGUAUCUUCAUGAUCAGGGAAUUACGCACAGAGAUUUGAAGCCUGAAAACAUCCUGGCGUCUGGUGAUAUAGAUAAGCUUGUCAUUAAGAUUACUGAUUUCGGACUGUCCAAACUGAUGACAGAAACAACUAUGUUGAAAACGUUCUGCGGAACACCAGCCUAUCUUGCGCCGGAAAUCUUGGUUGUAGAAGGCAACGGUGGAUCUUAUACUAAAGCCGUCGAUUGCUGGAGUAUCGGGAUUGUCCUGUUUACUUUGCUGGUGAAUUACGCUCCGUUCUCGAAUAGUUAUCCAGAUAUGUCGUUACCGGAGCAGAUUAGAACUGCUCGAGUGAAGUGGUACGAAAGUGCUUGGGGAGAAAUUGAUCGUGCCGCAAGAGAUAUUUGUGAGAAGCUCAUCAAGAAAGAUCCCUUAGAACGGCUGACUAUUGACCAAGUUUGGAGUCAUGAAUGGUUCAACGAUAAAGAAUUGAAACCGCAUCUGAUGGCACUAUUGCCGAAUCUCCAAUGGCCUGCUCAGACUUUUUCGCCGGCAGUGCCUGGGAAGAAACGCCCAAGAGGAGUUGCAUUCUCGCCCCCUCCGCCGCCUACGGAUAAUAAAAAGAAGCGGACCGGGAGGCAGCUGAAGUGAUUGUCGCGUCGAUCGUCUCUUUUUUUGUUUAAUAUUUCGUCUGCGGAAUAUUCCUGAAUCAGUUUGUGCUUUCGAAAGAUUAUUUCUCCGGCGUCCAUUUUUGUAGAAUUACUUACUUAACAAUUAUUAUUAAGUUCCAUUUCCGCUGGACCGCUCAUUGUUAAAUGUUAAAGCCCGCUGUGGAAUGUGUAUAAGUGGUUGCAACUUGCAUGGUGUAUUCGCUGAUUGAAUACACGGCACUUUUGGUUGGCUGGUAUUGAUCGUCUGGUUUAGUAUCUGAGCGGAUUAUUUCAACUCACGGUAUGAUGCAUUUUAAUAUUCUCGUCGGGACGAACCGACAAGCGGAAUGGUGGUAAACAGUCGUAUGGUGGAGAA